AUGAGCUGGUUCUGGGGAAGCAACAGCAGAUCAAAUGGCCAAGACGAACUCGAUCCCUCCCUCCGCGACUUCUUGAAAAAGGAAGCCCCAAUAGGCCCCAAACCAUCACUACCAGCUGCGCCAUCGAAACCAAAGCACGCCGAAGAAUCCCCCACGCCUACAGAGGCGCAGCCACAAGCCACACAACCUCAAAAGCCUAUCGUUCCCCCAGAGUCCCAAUUCCAAGAUGGCCGUUACGCCGACCUUUGGAAAAAUUACACACCCCAGCACAUCGUUGCAGACCGAGGCAAGAAUGAGCAAGAUCGACUGCGUGACCUGAUCGACGCCUACAAUGAGCGGCGCGGCGCAAUUGGACGCAUAGCCAUGGAAAACUGCGCCCUGGAAUACAUGGAGCAAUUCGAGUGUUGGCGGAGUCCACAAUCGUGGUGGCAGCAGGGCACAAUGUGCACAGCCGAGUCGCGGCGCUUCAACAGGUGUUAUGAUCUUCAGACUAAGUUCCUCAAGGCGCUGGGGUACAUGACGAUGGAGGAGCGGAGCCCGGAAGACGAUGAGCGGAUUCAGAUGCAUGCGGAUAAGCUGUAUCAGCAGAUGCUUGCGCAGGAAAAGGAGAUGGAAGAGGCAAAGAAGGAGGGGAGGCCCGUACCCAAGUUCGGGAGCCUGCUGAGUAAAGAAAAUGUUGCGCAAGCCAUGGUUAGUAGUGGACCGAAGUCGACAGCGCCAACGCCCACCGAGCCAGGGUUUAAUCUUAAUAAUGAUAUCUGGGGCCAGAUUAAGCCAGAUGUAAGGAAGGAGUACGAGAAGAAGCUCGCGGAAAUGCAGCCGGAGGAGAGGGAAGUGGAGCGCCUGGCGGUGUUGGGGGAGCUCAGGGCUUCGCAGGGUGUGGCAAAGCAGGUGGAGGAGACGUUUGUCUCUGAGCGAAUAGAACGCAUGAAGAGGAAGCAAGCCGGUCAAGCUACGAUAGGAGAUAUGAUCAAGACAUGGUGGGGCUGGGGCUGA
Plenodomus lingam JN3 is the source of this 996-nucleotide messenger RNA. RefSeq lists its product as uncharacterized. NCBI's taxonomy places the organism in Eukaryota, Fungi, Ascomycota, Dothideomycetes, Pleosporales, Leptosphaeriaceae. The record is from RefSeq and is a predicted model, not a curated record.